AUGUCAGUUAUUGGUAUCACUUUUGGUAACACAUCUUCUUCAAUUGCAGUUGCCUCUGCAGAUGGAAAAGUGGAUGUUAUUGCUAACCCAGAUGGUGAUCGUUCCAUCCCAUCAGCACUAUCAUACAUUGGUGCCGAUGAGUACCAUGGAUCUCAAGCAGAAGCUAGAUUAAUUAGAAACCCAGAAAACACUAUUGUGAACUUUAGAGAUUACAUUGGGAAAAAGUUUAGUGAAAUUAACCCAAACGCCGCCACCGGUGCUAAACCCAAAGAAAUAAAUGGAGAAAUUAGCUAUGAGAUCACCAAUGAUGGUAAAACAGAAGUAUUGACUGUACAUGAAGUUGCCAAGAGACAUUUCAAACAAUUGAAAUUGGCAGCUGAAGACUUUAUUGGUAAAAAUAUUGAAGGUGUGGUGUUGACUGUGCCAACAGAUUUCACUGAAGUUCAAAGACAAGAAAUUGCCAAAAUUUCAGAAGAUGCUGGAUUGAAGGUUUUGCAAUUGAUCAAUGAACCAUCUGCAGCCUUGUUGGCCCAUUUGUCUAAUGAUGAAGAUAGAUUAUCGCAAGACAAGAUUUAUGUUGUUGCUGAUUUUGGUGGUAUUAGAACCGAUGGUGCAGUGAUUGCUGUUAGAGGUGGUGUAUUGACAAUCUUGGCUACUGCCCAUGAAUACGGUUUAGGUGGUGACAACUUGGAUGCCGCAUUAUCUGAGUAUUUUGCCAAAGAGUUUGAAAAGAAAUACAAGGCCAACCCAAGAAACAAUGCCAGAUCAUUAGCUAAAUUGAAAGCUGAAUCUAUUGUUGUCAAGAAGACAUUAUCAAAUGUUCAAACUUCCACCUGUUCCAUUGAGUCAUUGGCCGAUGGCUUUGACUUUCAUACCAGUAUUAAUAGAUUAAGAUACGAAUUGACUGCCAGAGACCCAUUGAGCAAAAUGACAGCUUUUGUUGAAAAAGUCAUUGCUAAAGCUGACUUGGACCCAUUGGAUAUUGAUGAAGUAUUAUUAGUAGGUGGUGCUGCCCAUACCCCUAAAUUGGCCAGUAACAUUUCCUUCUUGUUCCCAGAGACAACCAACAUAAUAGCCCCAUCCUUGGACUCAAAAGCAUUGAACCCAUCUGAAUUAGUUGCUCUUGGUGCUGCCUUGCAAGCUUCUUUAGUUGAAUCAUUUGAUGAGUCAGAAAUAAAAGAAUCUUUACAACCAAUUGUGGUAAAUACUCAACAUUUGACCAAGCCAAUUGGUGUCAAAGACGCUGAUGGCAACUUCCAGCCAAUCUUAGUUGCUGAAACAGCUUAUCCUAUCAAAAAAUCUAUUUCAGUGACUAACGGUGAUUCAUCAUCAGUUAUUGUCGAAUUAUACGAAGGUAAGAGAACAGUGAAAGAAACUGUCAUUGAAGCUGAACCAGUUGAGGAUUCAGAAGAUGAAGACUCAGAAGAAGAAGAACCAGAAAUCAAAAGAGAAGUUGUGUACGAAUGUGGUGACAAAUUGGCCGAAUUGUCCUUGAAAGACUUGAAACCAAACGCAAAUUUGGAAGUUAUUGUAAACAUUACUCAAAAUGGUGUUUUGCAUUUGUCAGGAAGAGAAUUAAAACAAGGUUCUACUGCUGUUAAAGGUGAAAUCACAUCUCAAUAA
This is a messenger RNA of Candida dubliniensis CD36, 1623 nucleotides long. RefSeq names its product Ssz1p (gene SSZ1). The record is from RefSeq and is a predicted model, not a curated record. The transcript has a single exon. Gene Ontology annotation, cellular component: cytosol; nucleus. Gene Ontology annotation, biological process: protein folding. Gene Ontology annotation, molecular function: ATP binding; ATP-dependent protein folding chaperone. Bases 1 to 1623 code for a protein of 540 amino acids. Lineage: Eukaryota; Fungi; Ascomycota; Pichiomycetes; Serinales; Debaryomycetaceae.